Drosophila subobscura is the source of this 3133-nucleotide messenger RNA. RefSeq names its product homeotic protein deformed (gene Dfd). The transcript has 5 exons. Gene Ontology annotation, molecular function: DNA-binding transcription factor activity, RNA polymerase II-specific; RNA polymerase II cis-regulatory region sequence-specific DNA binding. NCBI's taxonomy places the organism in Eukaryota, Metazoa, Arthropoda, Insecta, Diptera, Drosophilidae. Gene Ontology annotation, cellular component: nucleus. Gene Ontology annotation, biological process: regulation of transcription by RNA polymerase II; anterior/posterior pattern specification. The record is from RefSeq and is a predicted model, not a curated record. Bases 839 to 2686 code for a protein of 615 amino acids.
UAUUCCACUCCGACACUGUCAUUCCAUUCAAUGGGUGGGACCAACAGUCAUGCCAUUUCGCUCUGACUUAUUCAGCCCUCUCUCUAUCUCAACAACAAGAGCGAAUGAGAGAGGUAAUCCAAAUUGGUGGUGGAAAAUGGCGUGAAAAGAAGAGGAACCACAGCCAUGGCUUCCACAAGAGGCCCACAGUGUCCGUGCGCACAGUGGGCCGGCCUUUGGUGCCUCUUAAACCAGUAAAUCGGGUUUCGUCUGGCAGUAGAAUGGCGGUGAACAGACGGACAGACAGAGAGAGCUAGAGAGAGAGAGAGAGAGAGAGAGCGGGCGCGAGUGAGGGAGAGAAGAAUGCAAAACGGAGACGGAAAACAGGUUCGCUUGCGCCGAGAGCUCGCGUGCUCGAACAUAACAAAAGCACGGCUCGAAUGGAACGGUUCUUCGGUGUUCGCAUCGCACUCGUGAGUCAGAGUCAGUUUUUCCGUUGAAGUCUCUCUAGUUUCCCCGUUUUCUUCCAACGCCGGUUACGCGUGAAGCUUCGCGUUGUGUUCCCAACAAGCUCCCCCCCAUAUAACCCCAUAAAUAACCCAAAGAAUGCGAAUAUAAGAAAGCAUUGAAAGCAAAGUGUGUGAGAAAUACUCCCAAAAAAGAGAAAGAAUAUGUGCGAACCGAGUGAAAGUGUUGCAAACUGAAAAGUUUUUAUCAGAAACCAAGAAAACCUCCAACAGAAAUCGGAGAUACUAGAAUAUACACAGUGGUGCUCCGGUAGAAGACCAAGUGGUGCUCCGAAAUAGAAAGGAGAAGACGCCGUGAAGACCAGGUGGUGCUCCCAGGCUGAUCCGUCAGCAUGAGCUCAUUCCUCAUGGGUUAUCCGCAUGCCCCCCAUCACGUCCAGAGUCCCAUGUCCAUGGGCAAUGGUCUGGAUCCGAAAUUUCCACCCGUGGCCGAUGACUAUCAUCACUAUAACGGUCACUAUUCGAUGACCGCAUCCACGGGUCACAUGAGCAGUGCCGUCGGCGGCGGUGGCGGAGCUGGUGCACUCGGUGUCGGUGGUUCGGUUGGCGGGGUGACAGGUGGUGCAGCGGGGAUGUCUGGUCACCCGCACGCCAUGCAUCCGGCGGAUAUGGUCAGCGACUAUAUGGCCCAUCACCACAAUCCCCACACGCACUCGCACACCCACCCGCACUCGCACCACCACAGCAAUAGCGCGUUGUCCGGCGUCCAUCAGCCAUCCGCCGGUGGCUACAGCACCAACUAUGCCGCCGCCACACCGCCCGCCAGCCACCAUCCGCAUCCUCAUUCGCAUACGCAUCCGCACGCGCAUCCACACCAGAGCCUCGGAUACUACGUCCAUCAUGCACCCGAGUUCAUCUCCGCCGGAGCCGUACACUCCGAUCCGGCGCCGCUUUCGAAUGCCGGCUACGGGCCGUCGGUGAAUGUCCCCAACAGUGGGAGCGGCUCUGGAGGAGCAGCCAUCGCCAACUCCAAUGGAUACUACGGGGGUUACGGUGGAGGGUAUGGCCCAGCGAACGGCAGUGUGGGCAGCACUCACUCUCAGGGACACUCGCCGCACUCCCAGAUGAUGGAUCUGCCGCUGCAAUGCUCCUCCACAGAGCCACCCACAAAUACGGCACUGGGUCUGCAGGAAUUAGGUUUAAAACUAGAGAAACGCAUCGAAGAAGCUGUACCUGCCGGACAACAAUUGCAAGAACUGGGAAUGAGAUUGCGCUGUGAUGAUAUGGGAUCCGAAGUGGAUGAUAUGUCGGAAGAGGAUCGUCUGAUGCUGGAUCGAUCACCUGAUGAACUCCUCUCCAACGACAACGACGACGAUCUGGGGGACUCAGACAGUGACGAUGAUCUGAUGGCGGAGACUACCGACGGCGAACGGAUCAUCUAUCCCUGGAUGAAGAAGAUCCAUGUGGCGGGUGUAGCGAACGGCUCGUAUCAGCCGGGCAUGGAACCGAAACGCCAACGCACCGCCUACACACGACACCAGAUCCUGGAACUGGAGAAGGAGUUCCACUACAAUCGCUACCUGACGCGACGGCGACGCAUCGAGAUCGCCCAUACGCUGGUGCUGUCGGAGCGUCAGAUCAAGAUCUGGUUCCAGAAUCGUCGCAUGAAGUGGAAGAAGGACAACAAGCUGCCAAACACCAAGAAUGUGCGCAAGAAGACGGUCGAUGCCAAUGGCAAUCCAACACCGGUAGCCAAAAAGACCUCCAAGCGCACCAGUGCCAAGAAGCAGGCGCAACAGCAGCAGCAGCCGAAUCAGCAACAGCCACAGAACUUGCCACAAUCGCAGCAGAACCAACAGCAACAGCAGCAGCAGCAGCAGCAGACUCCAGUGAUGAAUGAGUGCAUCCGCUCAGAUAGUUUGGAGAGCAUUGGCGAUGUGAGCUCCUCGCUGGGCAAUCCUCCCUACAUACCAGCGGCCCCAGAAGCAGGGAAUGGCUAUGUCGGAUCUCAGCAGCAGCAGCAUCACAGCAACAAUAACAACACCAACAGCAAUAACAAUAAUAAUAACAAUAGCAACCUCAACAAUAAUAACACAAAUAACAACAAUCAAAUGGGUCACACGAGUCUGCAUGGGAGCCACCUUCAGCAGCAGCAGCAGCAGCAGCAGCAGCAACAAUCCGAUCUCAUGACCAAUCUGCAGUUACACAUCAAACAGGACUACGAUCUGACGGCACUGUAGACAUCGCAGGACUAUGUGGUCCUGUAGCUAAUGUAAAUUUACCCACUUCCUUUGUAAGAUCUUUGUGUUUGUUUUCUUUUUCUAAAAACGAAAACCUUGUGGACUCUGAACAAGGCCAAGGACAAAUCGGAAUAUACAGUGAACAAAAAUAGUUAGUUAGACUAAAGUUAAGCAUCGACCAUUAGGCAAUCGAACCCCCCACUUAAUCCAAAACCCCCAACCACCCCACAAACAAAUGUUGUAUAUGUACUUAAGGCCCCCAAAAAUCCCCAAGAAUCAGGUAUAAGAGAGAGUUUUUUGUAUAAAGCCUAGAAAGAUUUGUCAUAGUCAUAAGUCGAUAUAUUUAGUACAUAGGAUUGCAUAUAGUAUGUAUAACUAUGAUUAUUAUUAUUAUUAGAUGUAGUGUGGCAUUUGUUGUGCGUCGUCUAGAUGAAUGUAAGUUCGUAC